AUGGUUGCAUCUGUCAUCGUGCCCAAGCGGCCUGUAGUCGCCUUGCCGUUCCUGCUUCCUUCCUGCCACCCUGUGGCUCUCGAGUCGCGGCGGAGUCAGUCUUCGUACGCACGCACCAAACAACGCCUGCGCGUUAAACCAGAUGCUUCGUUUGGCUCGCCGGCCAACCAGCUAUAUGACAAUAUCAUCCAUAAUCCACCCUCCAGUGCGCCUUCGGUUUACCACACACCAGCGAAAUUUCUCCCCUUGGAUGAUACACGAAGAACGCUACGCGCUCCUACUGGUGUGAAGGAUGAGGGAUCCGAGGAUCUACCUACCGUGUUCAAGUCAACUACUCAGAAAAAAUACCACCUGAAGCCGUCGGACAUCGAGGAGAUUCGCAAGCUUCGACUCAGUGAUCCUAUGAUGUGGAGCCGCUGGAAACUAGCCAAGCGCUUUGAUUGUUCUCCUAUGUUCAUCGCAAUGGUAUGCGAAGCCGGCCCGCAGAAGAAGGAGAUACAGCGACAGGUUUUGGAGGCAGUGCAAUCACGAUGGGGUAUCAAACGUCGCAUGGCCAGAGAGGACCGCCAGUUACGAAAGGAGACCUGGGGAAAGAGUGAAUAA
Aspergillus melleus is the source of this 603-nucleotide messenger RNA. RefSeq names its product mitochondrial 54S ribosomal protein mL58. The record is from RefSeq and is a predicted model, not a curated record. Gene Ontology annotation, cellular component: mitochondrial large ribosomal subunit. Gene Ontology annotation, molecular function: structural constituent of ribosome. The coding region runs from base 1 to 603 and encodes 200 amino acids. Lineage: Eukaryota; Fungi; Ascomycota; Eurotiomycetes; Eurotiales; Aspergillaceae. The transcript has a single exon.